UUCAUCUUUGUUCUUUAUUCUUUUGUCUACAAUCCCAUUUCAUUUUUGGCCUAAUGAGGGGUUGGUUCCCUGAGAUUAGACCCGUUUCCGAAUCAGGAAACAAUUUUCUUUUGAAAUGGGUUGCAUCAGCUCCAAGAAUGCCUCAUGUCUAACGGACCAGGGAGCCUCACCGGUCUACCACAGGGAAAACGCCCCUGAACCCGACUUCUCCUCCAUGAACCAGCAACAUCGAGUUUUUGUUGAUCAUUCACUGGGGGCGAGUCACAAUAACAGAAGGUCAAGGAAAUCGAAAAGGCUUGGUGUAAGCCUUCUUUCCGGAUUGUCUGCUCAUAGGAACGUAGAGGCUGAGCAAGCAGCUGCUGGUUGGCCUUCUUGGCUUUUUUCAGUUGCGUCUGAGGUUGUUGAGGGGUGGGUUCCUCUAAAGGCAGAGGCGUUCCAGACGUUGGAGAAGAUUGGACAAGGAACAUAUAGUAGUGUCAGUGUGUUUUGAGCAAGGGAAGUAGAAACUGGGAGAAUGGUGGCUUUGAAGAAGGUAAAGUUUGAUAGUCUUCAACCAGAGAGCAUUAGGUUUAUGGCAAGAGAGAUUUUGAUUCUACGAAAACUCAAUCAUCCUAACAUCAUGAAACUUGAGGGUAUAGUCACGCCUUGUGCGUCCCGCAGCAUUUAUCUUGUUUUCGAGUAUAUGGAACAUGACCUUUCCGGUUUAUCCUCAAAUCCUGACAUUAGAUUCACCGAGUCACAGAUCAAAUGUUACAUGCAGCAACUACUUUGGGGACUAGAGCAUUGUCAUAUGCAAGGCGUAUCUUGCGGAAUCGACGUAAUACAUAGAGACAUUAAGGCAUCAAUUAUUUUGGUCAAUAACAAAGGAGUUUUAAAAGACUUUGUUCUAGCAAAUGUGGUCACAGCUAAAAGCAAACACCAAUUGACAAGCCGUGUUGUGACUUCAUGGUAUCGAGCUCCUGAGCUUCUUAUGGGGUCUACUAGCUAUGGAGUAUCAAUCGAUUUGUGGAGUGUGGGAUGUGUUUUUGCUGAGAUUCUAAUGGGAAAACCCUUCCUAAAAGGCAGAACCGAGAUUGAACAACUCCAUAAAAUCUAUAAGCUCUGUGGAUUUCCACCAGAUAGUUUCUGGAUAAAAACUAGGCUUCCUCACGCAACUUCCUUCAGGCCUCAACAUACUUAUGAAGCCACACUCAGAGAACGAUGUAGAGAGUUACCAACUAGUGGUGUUUCUCUGUUAGAAACUUUACUCUCAAUGCAACCAUAUAAGCGUGGGACUGCUUCAUCUGCACUUAAUUCCGAGUAUUUCUUGACGACGCCUUAUGCGUGUGACCCUUCUUCAUUGCCUAAAUAUCCACCAAAAAAAGAAAUGGAUGCAAAAUAUCGCGACGAUAUGCGCAGGAAAAGGGCAAACCUUAAGCUUCGAGAUUCUGGAGUAGGCAGGAAACACAAAAGACCACAUAGAGCAGAACAUGAUCCAAAUAGCUACGCUAAGCUGCCAAUAAGACAGGACACGUUUGAGGACAAGAACAUGCUUAAUGAUGCGUCAGUUACAACAACAACACAUGGAAAUUACAACAAAUUCUCUGACCUACCAGUGACUACAGGACCAGCCGGUGGUUUUGCGUGGGCUGUGAAAAGACGGAAAGAUCCUGAUAAUAUCUCAACUCUUACUUACUAUCAACCAAGCUCAAGGAGUCAAUUGAGCGAUUUUAAACUCAAACCUAAAAAUGACUCGGUCUGGGAGGUUCAAGGAGACAACGAUGACCAGAUUGUGGAGGAGGUGCCUAGUGAGGGAAAGCUUAGACGCAUUGGUGAACGGCAAGGAUCACUUAAUGGGUCUGGUUUGGAUUUCAGCCAAAGAGAUAAAGAUUUUCCAGUAAAGAAAAACUUAGAGCAUCUACAAUUUGGUAAACAGAGCAUAUCAGGACCGCUGAUUUUUAAAUCAGGCAAGAUCGACGAAAUUUUGUAAAGGAAUGAAAGUAAUAUCCGGCAAGCUGUCAGAAAAUUUCACUUCCAGAGGGACCAAGAUGACAGAUAA
Brassica oleracea var. oleracea is the source of this 2038-nucleotide messenger RNA. Its product is annotated as probable serine/threonine-protein kinase At1g54610. Gene Ontology annotation, molecular function: ATP binding; cyclin-dependent protein serine/threonine kinase activity; RNA polymerase II CTD heptapeptide repeat kinase activity. The record is from RefSeq and is a predicted model, not a curated record. Gene Ontology annotation, cellular component: nucleus; cyclin-dependent protein kinase holoenzyme complex. Gene Ontology annotation, biological process: positive regulation of transcription elongation by RNA polymerase II; protein phosphorylation. Lineage: Eukaryota; Viridiplantae; Streptophyta; Magnoliopsida; Brassicales; Brassicaceae.